Molecule: messenger RNA, 1347 nt
Organism: Trichoderma harzianum CBS 226.95
Lineage: Eukaryota; Fungi; Ascomycota; Sordariomycetes; Hypocreales; Hypocreaceae
Exons: 4
Coding region: 1-1347 (448 amino acids)
Biological process (GO): transmembrane transport
Cellular component (GO): fungal-type vacuole membrane
Molecular function (GO): transmembrane transporter activity
Source: RefSeq, a predicted model, not a curated record
AUGGAGGAUGCUGAUGAUGUCGAGCGUCGCAUCGAAAUUUCCGAAAAGGACGGCAACAAUGCCUCUGACCGCGAGGAGCCCAUUGUUCUGAAAGAGGAGGAAGAUGCCAAUUACCAGCCUGCAGCUGCGGUGCCCGUCGGCAGUCCGCCUCCGAACGGUGGCCUUCGAGCAUGGCUUGUAGUUGUGGGAGCUUGGUGCACGUCGUUUUGUAGUUUUGGUUGGAUUAACAGUGUUGGUGUAUUCCAAGACUAUUACCAGGCUACAAUUCUCAAAGACUACUCGAGUAGUACCGUCUCAUGGAUCCCGUCCUUGCAGAUCUUCUUCAUGAUGGCCUUGGGACCAAUUAUCGGGCUCAUCUAUGACAAGUACGGCCCUCGCUGGCUCAUUAUUGGUGGAACGUUUCUUCACGUCUUUGGCUUGAUGAUGACUUCUAUUUCUCACGACUACUACCAGAUUCUCCUUUCUCAGGGAGUCUGCAGCGCCAUUGGUGUCUCUGCCAUCUUCCAGCCAGCUCUCAACAGCAUUGCAACAUGGUUCACCACAAAGCGCGGCGCCGCCUACGGACUUUUGGCAACUGGCUCAAGCUUGGGAGGUGUCAUUUUCCCCAUCAUGGUCAGCCGCUUGAUCGACGAGGUCGGCUUCGGCUGGUCCAUGCGAAUUUCGGCCUUCUUGAUCCUUGUCCUUCUUAUUGUUGCCAUCUUGACGGUGAAAACGCACAACCCACCAAAGUUCCAGCCCAUAACAGUCAAGCGAAUGGUCACCCCCUUUACCGAGUUUCAGUUCUUCUGUCUUGCCAUGGGAUUACUGCUCUUUACAUUCGGACUGUACACUCCGAUCAACUACAUCUCUGUCGAGGCUGCUGCUGCAGGAAUGGACCCCAACCUAGUUCUAUACCUCAUUCCUAUUCUAAACGCUGGAAGUUUAUUCGGUCGUGUUUUCUCUGGUUAUGCUGGCGACAAAUGGGGUCGGUAUAACGUCUUCGUUACAGUUUGCUAUCUGGCUGGCAUAUUCGUCUUGGGCCUUUGGAUUCCCGCAUCUUCAACCGCCGCAAGAAUCGCCUUUGCUACGCUUUUUGGCUUCUUCUCAGGAGCUUAUGUCGCUUUGAUCGCCGCCCUUGUCGUCCAAGUAUCACCCCCGUCCGAGAUCGGCUUCCGUACUGGUCUGGUGUUUUUGGCCUCGUCCAUUGGAGGUCUUACAACAAACCCCAUCUCCGGUGCCAUUUUGGAGAGGCCUAUUGGAUGGCUUGGCCCAAAGAUUUUUGCAGGCGUCUUUUGCAUUGCUGGGACAACCUUUGUGUUGGCAGCAAGAAUCCACAAGACGGGCUGGAAGCUGAGAGCCGUCUUCUAA